AUGAAUAUAUUAAAAUGUUUAUCUUUAUUUGGAAAGCACAAUACAAAAAAGAUAUUAAACUAUCAAUGUAGUUCUUCAAAAUUAGUUAAAAAUUAUUUUAUGAGUAAAAAUAAUGAAUUUAAUAAUAAAUAUGGUGAAGCAAAUAGUGAUAAUAUAAAAAAGAUUAAGAAAGUAAAAUGCUAUAAUUGCCAUAACAGUAUUGAUGUUGAUUUAGUACCUUUUUUUUGUAAAAAUUGUAAAGCUCUUAUCAAUGUUGAUGUCUUCAAAAUUUUUAAUAUUUUUAAACUUUUUGAUUUAGAAGAAACUUAUGAUAUAGACAAAGCUUUUCUAAAAAAAAAAUUUAAUGAUAUACAAAAAAUAUACCAUCCUGAUAAAAAUUCUCAAAAUACAGAAUUAGAGAAAAUAAAUGAAGUGUCAAGUUAUUUAAACAAUGCAUAUAGAACAUUACUAAAUGAUGUUGAUCGGGCUUUAUAUUUAAUGGAAAUUCAAUAUAAUUAUAAGAUACCUGAAGAAGAAAAUAUGGAUGAUGAGGAAUUUUUGACUGAAAUUAUCAAAAUUAAUGAAGAAAUAACUAGUUCUAAAGCAAAUAUUGAAUUAUUAACAAAAAAAUAUAAAGAAAUGUAUGAGAAUUAUGUUGAAAACAUAAAAACGUAUUUCAAAGAAAAGGAUUUUAACAACAUUUUAAAUGCUUUAAAAAAAUUAAAAUUUAUAAAUAGGAUUUUAGAACGGUUACAAGAUUUUUAG
Plasmodium gallinaceum is the source of this 744-nucleotide messenger RNA. Its product is annotated as chaperone, putative. The transcript is spliced from 9 exons. Gene Ontology annotation, molecular function: protein-folding chaperone binding; ATPase activator activity. Gene Ontology annotation, biological process: protein complex oligomerization; [2Fe-2S] cluster assembly. The record is from RefSeq and is a predicted model, not a curated record. The coding region runs from base 1 to 744 and encodes 247 amino acids. Gene Ontology annotation, cellular component: mitochondrion. NCBI's taxonomy places the organism in Eukaryota, Apicomplexa, Aconoidasida, Haemosporida, Plasmodiidae.